Colius striatus (speckled mousebird) is the source of this 3371-nucleotide messenger RNA. RefSeq names its product poly(A) binding protein interacting protein 1 (gene PAIP1). The coding region runs from base 682 to 2079 and encodes 465 amino acids. Gene Ontology annotation, biological process: regulation of translational initiation. The transcript has 11 exons. The record is from RefSeq and is a predicted model, not a curated record. Lineage: Eukaryota; Metazoa; Chordata; Aves; Coliiformes; Coliidae. Gene Ontology annotation, molecular function: protein binding; translation activator activity; RNA binding.
UUUCACACAAACCCUUUUCUUGUGAUAACAGCUGAAUACGCACAGUCCAAGAGAUGCACCUGUAGCUACAGGUCUCCCACUCAGCGUAGCUGCAGUCUUGGUCCUGCCCAGGUCCCCUCACACUGUUUAUUCCUGUAGGGACGCAAUUACAGGAAGAAUAUUGUCCCAUCCUCAGGCUUUCCUGGUUUUUGAGGAAAGUGUGAGUGGAGUGCAUUCAGUGGCCCCACAACUGACUGCUGACGCCAAACACCCCCGCUUCUGGUUGGUUGCUGGCAGUUGAUCCCAUGAUAGGGGAGGGGGGAGGCGCACACAUGCUGACUCAUCGGUACUUGGAGUUGACGACGAGGCCCGAAAGCCUUGAAGUGGAGGGGGGCGGCCUGGGCCGCCGAGGCGCAGCAGGCCCUGACCUGCUGCUGCGGCGGCCCUGCGCCGCGGUUGCUAUGGCGACGGGCGUGGCCAAGCCGAGAGGGGGCGCCGUCAUCCACGCCGGGCCGCGACCAUCGUGUCCGUGCGUGUGGGGGUGAAACUGAAAGUGAAGGGCUCGGGCCGCGGCGAGGCGGGAGCGAGCUGCUGCGCUGCGCUGCGCCGCGCCGCGCCGCGCUGCGCCCGGCCCCCUGGGCCCCAGCCUACCGUCGCGCUCGUCCCGACUCCCAUGAGCGCUUGAGCCGUCCUGGCCUGAGCAUGUCGGAGAGUUUCGACCGAGCUCCAGGUGCAGGCCGGGGUCGAGGAGCUGCCGCGCCCCUCAGCGGCGGCGGGGCCCGCCUCGGGAGCAGCGGCUCUCACAGCUCACUCUCGGCCGGGAAGCAACAGCAGCAGUCGGGCGGCCGCUUUCCGCAGCAGGAACCGUUGCGGCCUCCGAAGACGGCUCCGCUCGGCACCGCAAUCGCAGAACACCUGCAGCAGACAGGAGUUGCAUCUGGAUUACAAGAUAAAGUUUCAGUUCCUGAUUCUGGACCAGAAAUGGCUGAACCUCAAGUGGCCAUGACUCCUGUGGUAACAUCAAAAUUGUCUGUUAAAGCACCUGAGUUUUAUCCAUCAGGAUACAACCAGAACUUCAAUCAGAACAUCGCAGACUCUUCCUUUGAAGAGAGAUAUGACAACUAUGUGAAUUUGGCGGAAUAUGUACAAGACUUCCUAAAUCACCUCACUGAGCAACCAGCUUGUUUUGAAAUGGAAAUUGAGCAGUUUGCCGAAGUACUGAAUGGUUGGGUUACUGCAGAUGAAGCUUUACAAGAACUUGUUGAACUCGUCUAUCAGCAGGCUACAUCUGUCCCAAAUUUUUCCUACAUGGGAGCACGGCUGUGUAACUAUCUGUCUCACCAUCUAACCAUUAAUCCACUAAAUGGGAACUUCCGACAGUUGCUACUUCAGAGAUGUCAAGCAGAGUAUGAAAACAGAGAUGAAGCUACCAAAGGAGAUGAGACUACUCGAAAACAAUUUCAUGCUUUUGUGCUAUUCUUAGCUGAGCUUUACCUUAACCUAGAGAUUAAAGGAACAAAGGGACAGGUAAUGCGAGCAGAAAUUCUUCAAGAAGGUCUUCGGGAAUUGCUAAAUGCACUCUUUGCUAAUCCUGUGGACAGUAAUUUGAUAUGUGCAGUGAAACUGCUGAAGUUGACAGGCUCAGUUUUAGAAGAUGCCUGGAAAGAAAAAGGAAAGAGUGAUAUGGAGGAAGUGAUUCAGAGAAUUGAAAAUGUUGUGUUGGAUGCAAACUGUAGCAGAGAUGUGAAACACAUGCUUUUGAAACUAGUAGAGCUGCGAUCGAGUAAUUGGGGUAGAGUUUAUGGAACUUCUUCACAUACAGAAGCUACUCCUGAAAAUGAUCCAAAUUAUUUUAUGAAUGAGCCAACAUUUUACACUUCUGAUGGCGUUCCUUUCACUGCAGCAGAUCCAGAUUACCAAGAAAAAUACCAAGAACUGCUUGAAAGAGAAGAUUUGUUUCCAGAUUAUGAAGAAAACGGGACAGAUCUCUCAGGACCUGGAGAUCCGUAUUUUGAUUACAUUGAUGAAGAGAUGGAUCCAGAAAUUGAAGAAGCAUAUGAAAAGUUCUGCCUAGAAUCAGAACAUAAGAGGAAACAGUGAGAUAUUACACAUAAAUAUUAGUUUAUUCAACCACUUUAGGUAUGGUUACAAUACAUGGGGAUAUUAAACAUUUGUACCAAAAUAAGGAGCUUGAUUUUUCUCUUAAGUACUAGUUAUACAAUUUCCGUUUUGUUUAACAGUCUGCCAAAAAUUGUAAACUUAUGCCCUGUAACUUAAAAUGUUGUGUAUAUAUCAUAGUUUAUUUUAUGUACAGGUAUAUGAACAAUGUUUUGGCUGCAAUAAAAAAUAUUUUAAAAUUAUUAUAAUUGGAAUUAAAAUUUAAUGGGGAACUGUCCCAUACCAUUUCCCUUGAAGGAAGAAAAGGGAAGAAUAACUUUGUGAAAUUUAAUUGCUUGCUUGGUUUAGUAUAUAUGGGGAUUUACUCAUCCUCUUUACUGUAUACAAGAAGAUAUCUGGUAUUUAAUUUGGAGAGGAGUUUUUUGUUUGCUUGGGUGUGUGCUUUUUGUUAAGAGUGCAAUCAAAAUGUGGAUAUAUUUUAUUCUGUAGAUCCUAAUCAUGAGAAGUGUUUUUUGAAGGGUUUGGGUUGUCUGGGGUUUUUUGUUUUGUUUAUUUCUUUUUAAUCUCUCUUCUAAAACCCAUAUGGGCAAUAUCGGGACUUUUUUUCUUUCUGGAGUAAGCAUGUUAUAUGUUGAUAUGUGAAAAAGCAAGCAGUCUUUUGGAAGUCCAGUGCUUUCAGGUCUUGGUUCAGAUAAGCUUAUCUUCAACUUUUACAUGGAAAAACAAUCCUUUAACUUGUUGUAUUCUUCAAGACUUUAUGAAUAUAAUUGUGUUGCAACCAUGCUUCUCAAGAGUAUGUGCAGUACUCAGUUUUUUUCAAUGUCUCUUAAUGUGUCUAACCCUCCAGCAACUCUUAUAAUUUUUUCCAUUCUUCUAAUUUUAUGUAGUUUGAUUUAAUUUUGUAGUUGGAGUACAUUAAUGUAUUUCAUAAAUGUCAACAUUCUAAAGCCAACUGCUUUUUUUUGACCCCUAUAUAAUCGUGUUAGAUUUUCCUAGAGUACUCUGUUGUUGUUGUUGCCAAGCUCAGUUGUACAGUUCCGUGUUACUGGUUAGAUUGAGUAGAACCCCUUACCAAAACCAGAUGGAAAUAUUUCCCACAAGUUAGGUACUAUAAAGAACACAUGUUGUAAAUAUGCAUGUAAAUAAUUCUUUUAAUAUUUCACUGUUAUUUGUUUGGUCAAAUAACUUGUGCAUUUGCUAAUAGAGUGUUUUUCUGGAUGUUUAUUUAACAUAUUUAGGUUGGAGCUUUGGAAAAUAAAAAUUAAUUAGCUUUG